Molecule: messenger RNA, 4336 nt
Organism: Radiomyces spectabilis
Lineage: Eukaryota; Fungi; Mucoromycota; Mucoromycetes; Mucorales; Radiomycetaceae
Product: transcription factor/nuclear export subunit protein 2-domain-containing protein
Exons: 8
Coding region: 91-4245 (1384 amino acids)
Biological process (GO): mRNA processing; mRNA export from nucleus
Cellular component (GO): THO complex part of transcription export complex
Molecular function (GO): mRNA binding
Source: RefSeq, a predicted model, not a curated record
GGAUUCCAUUCUGUCUGUGAAUCUUUUUCCUUUUUAUUUUCUCUUCAACUUAAAGUUUUUCGUUCAUAUUUUUCACUCUCUGAAAGACGCAUGGAAUCGCUUUCAGACGAGAUUCGACGCGCAAAGGAAGACGCAGCGUCCUAUUCGUUGACAAAGACCAAUGGACUACGCCAACUGAUCUCUCGGUCCACUUACCAUGCCUACACGGGCCGACGUUCGAUCGAUAGUUUUGUCAAACUCAUGGACACACUUGUCAAAGACGACGACGGCGUGUUUGCUGCCAACCAUAUUGAUGCACGACUACUAUUUAUCAAUUCUCUCAAAACCCAAGAUGUUCAUCAAGAAUCCAUGCAGGAACUUCAACUCGACGACGAAACCAAGGAAGAAAUGCAACAGUACAAAGACAAUCUGGUGGCCAUGAUAAAAGCAUUACUGGACGCCAAACUCCUGUCUGACGCUGAUUGCAAAAUUCACUUUUCCAGCCAACUUUUGGAGGAUGCCAGAGUCAUUCCAAGUAAAGCCAUGUUUGACCGACGAUUGGUCCGCUUAAACACGUCCAUGCUGUACAAGCAGAACAAGUUCAAUCUUGCAAGAGAAGAUAUGGCCGGCUAUUCUGCAUUGAUCAACGAUAUUUUGCAAGGAAGCAUUGAUCUGGAGUAUGAUGCUUACGGCAAUCCUCCAGCGACGCCGUUGGAUCGAGUGCCAAAGUUCUUGGAAACCAUUUCAUCCAAUAUCGGUAUCUUUCAUUUGGACCCGAACCGUGUGCUGGAUAUUCUUUUGGACUUUUUCAUCAAGGAGUUGCUUGUCAAUUUUACAUUUUGGAUGGAGUUGUUUAAACAGUCGGGCUGGAUCCAACAGUUGUCCUUUAGCGAUCAUCCACAGGGGUCUUCCAAUGCAAAAGAACCCACGCCACAGUACAACUGCCCCGUGAUGGCCCACUUGCUAGGCUUCAAAUUCGAACAUUACCAACAAGUGCAAGUGAAACCAGCCCCGCCCACUCUUUACUAUGCGUGUGCCUUGCUCAUCGCCAAUGGAUUGAUCCGCUUGGGCGACUUGCUUCCUUAUUUGCGACCCUAUGACGAAGGCAUGGAAGAACGAAAAAACAAAUACAUGGAAUUGAUGAACAAGGAAAUCAAGACCAACAGCGUCGGUGCACUCGCGAUGUAUGGUGCACUGGGGGAAGAAGGCACCACGCAAAAAGUCAAUACAGGCGAGGCUAAACCGAAGGAAGUCGAAAAGAAAAAGGAAAAGGUUUAUACGGAAAACGAUAUCUAUCAACUCACGCGAGCUCUCAUCACCAUCGGUGACACGUACCAUGCAGAAUUGAUGUUUUCGAAAUACGACAAAUUGUGCGAUAUGCAUCCCCAGUUGGCUCGUGAUUUGUAUCGUUUGUGCGAUGUGAUGUUGGAUCCCAUUUACGAGAAAUAUGUUUCCGAAGAAGUGAAAGCGUGUCGUACGUUGUUUGCCAAAUGUGCCGAGGAGUCUGAAUUGAGGGCCAAGUUGCCGGUGCACAGCGAUGGCACGGUGGGUCCCAUGCCGAAAAUGAAGACGGUGCUCACAACCGACGUGUUCAUGGACGGUCAUCGCGAUUUCCACAAACAACGUCAUUACGUGUUUUUCUACAAGGACUGGGCCCAGAAUCUGGCACGCUGCGAAUCGUUUGAACAUCUUACGGAGCGAUUCAUGCCACUGAUGCGUCUUGCCGGGUACAAGUCGUACUUGGCUCCCGAUUUGUAUCAAAAGCUGGUGAUCAUUGUACAAAAUAUGCUGGAACGUGAAUCGGAUUUGCCCGGGGCCAAAGUCCAUUGCAUGACGAUGCUUCGUGAAUUCUUGCUCCCUUGCAUUUCUUUCAGCGGCAACAAUCCAGGCACCAUGGCGGCAGUCUGGGAAAUUCUCGACUUGCUCACUUUUCAGGAACGAUGUGCACUGUACGGCGAAUGGGCUACCGAUUUUUAUAAAAAGACGAUCGAAACCAAACUGUUGAAAGCACGCACCGAACGCGAUGUCAAGUCGGUCAUGCGCCGAGUGUCCAAAAACGAUGUGCGUCAAUGCGGUCGCGACCUCGGUAAAUUGGCGCAUUCCAAUCCAACCAUUGUUUUCAAUAUCAUGCUUGAUCAAUUGCAAGCGUUUGACAACUUGGCCCCAUACAUGGCCGAUGCGUGUCGAUACAUUGGCAGUUUUGCCUACGAUGUGCUCGGGUACUUGAUGACCGAGAAAUGGACGGGAUCGCAAGGCGCUGGACGCAUGAAACGAAUCAAGGUCAAGGAAGACGGCAUUCCCUCGUCGUGGUUACGUGCCUUGUCUGUGUUUGCAGGCAUGCUUUACAAGAAACAAGGCAUCGAUCCUACACCGUUGUUACGUUACAUGGCGUUUCGACUACGAUUGGAUGACUCGGUCCCGGACCUCGUGCUUUUCAACGAAUUCGUCACCAAGUUAUCCGGCAUUGAAAUUAUCGGCAGUACCUUGACGGAUGACCAGAUCACCUCGGCCGGAUGCAGUGACAUGCUGAAAGCCGAAGCAUUUCAACCAAUCUCCAGUGAUAACCGACGAGCGACACGACGCGUGUUGAUGCGACUCAAAGCGACCUUGUCCAAAGACAACAUGGCUUUGGAAAUCUUGAUUCUGCUGUAUCGACUCAACGAAGCGUGUUCCGCCAAAGAUUCCGUCAGCACUCCGGAAUUGGUUCAGAACCUGGACCGCGUCCAUCAAACCUUUUUGCAAUACUCGGAACUGCUGGUGACCAUCUUUGAUGAAGAAGAAUACAACGCCAUGAUUCCAGAGGCCACAGAGCUGGUCAAGGAAUACAAUUUACCGUCGGAUGUGGUCAUGCAUAUUGUUCGACCCAAGACGCGGUAUGCCAUGAAGAAACUGACGGAAAGCGAGAUGGCCACCGAUAGUCCGCUUCCACCUUACCAGCAUCUCGUCGAUCAUAUUUCCACCUUGUUACCGGAUACUGGCGUGUGCAGUGUUAUCAGUCCUGAAUUCUAUGUGAUUUUCUGGCAACUGCAACUCUACGAUAUCCAUUGUCCCGUAGAACACUAUGAGGCGGCCAUGAAACGACACAGCGAUAUGAUUGCUCAAUGUCGCGAUUCCCGUUCAUCGUUUUACCAGAGCAACCGACCUUCGGUGGUAGCGAAAGCGGAACGACAUGCUCAAGCGUGCUUGGACAGUCUUCGCGAAGAUCUACCGAAACAUCAGUUAGCCGUGGAAAAGACCAUCACCAUGUUAAAGGCCUCGCAAGCCCGCUGGUUCCCCAGUAACGCCGAUCGAUUGACGUUGAUUUCGACCAUUAUGCAACACUGCUUGUUACCACGUAGCGUGAUUUCCGAAGUCGAUGCCGUGUACUGCUACGAGUUUGUCAUGUUGAUGCAUCGCCUGGGUGUCAAGAAUUUCUCCAGCUUGACGCUGUUUGACAAGGUGCUGUCUGAAAAUCUGCCGGCGGCCUUGAUGACGUUCACAGACUAUGAGACGACGAUUCAUGCUCGAUUUAUUUAUAAGACGUUUGCAAAAAUGUCCAAGUGGCAUCAAGAUGAAAAGACGUAUGUGGCAGAAGCGCAGGGCGAUGGAUUGAUUGGCUUUCAAAAGAAAUGGAACGUCCAGUCGACCAGUCAAGAAGUGGCCAAGGAAGACUUGCUUAGUUUCAUGGAAUUCAAACGCGUCAUGCACAAAUGGCAUCUGAAAGCCAGCAUUGCUCUCGAACAAGCGCUUCAAUCCGGCGAAGCCCAUCAAAUCCGCAACGCUUUUCUUAUCCUUCGCCAAUUCAUUCCUUACUUUCCCACUAUUCGACAACACGGCGAAGUCCUUGUCAAAGCCACUCAAGCCCUGGCGACUCAUGAAAAACGAGACGAUCUCAAAGUGCUGGCCCGCAGUUAUCUUGGUUUGAUUGAAAAGAGCAAAGCACGAUGGGUGAGCAAGAACGUAUUUUUGGGGAUUGAGGAUCCGGAGCCAGAACCGGUCGCGGCGACAGCGGCAACGACGGCGACGGCGACGGCGACGGCGGCGCGUAGUAGUAGCAGUCGACAUGGCACGGGAUCGACUCCAAGUGCUUCGCCUCGACCUUCGAGUCCUUCCCGUCGAGAAGAACGUCCCGAACGUCCCGAUAGAGCCGAUCGAGCCGAUCGGGCCGAUGGUGCCUCUUCGCCCUUGUCGGAGCGUAAACGUGGCCGUGAAGAUUUCGGUAGCAGCAGUGUGGGCAAGAAGCCUCGUAGUGCAGAUGAAGAUCGUUUAAGCAGUCGUCACGAGUAAAGAAUCAACCUCGGUAUCCUCCAGUCGAGCCGAAGCCAAAGAAUCGUCGCGGGUACGAGAUCAAGCACGUGAAGCGAUUCGGGAAGCGGCG